AUGGCAAACUUUUUCUGCAAAGUCCUGUCAAAGAUCAUGGUUGAGAGGUUAUCUUGCCUUCUUCCUCGUUUGGUGUCAAAUGAGCAAGGGGUGUUCCAAAAAGGUAAGAUUAUCUCAUCAAAUAUUGGAUUAGCCUCUGAGCUUGCUAAUUUAUUACAUACAUCUGUCAGAGGGGGUGGCAUGGGUAUUAAGAUUGACGUGCAGAAGGCCUAUGACACAUUUUCAUGGGAUUUUCUUUUUGCGGUCUUGAAACGAUUCGGCUUCUCGGAUGUGUGGUUUGCUUGGAUUCAUGAAAUCUUGGUUUCUUCUAGAAUUUUAGUGUUAUUGAAUGGUGGUCCGGUGGGUUUCUUUGGAGUUGAGAAAGAAGAAGUGCUGUGCAGGGGGCUAAAUGGUCUAUUAAAGGAAGGAAAACUAAAGGCGCUUCCUGGUCCUAGAGGUGCUACUGCUCCCAGUCAUCUAAUUUUUGCGGAUGACAUUUUUAUCUUCAUGAACGCCGGAGAAAGACAUGUUCAAUGUCUGAGAGAGUUCCUGCUUAAAUACCAAGAAUUUUCUGGCCAAAGAUUCAGCUUGGAGAAGAGCAAGGGAUGGCAAGGCAAACUCCUUUCAAUGGCUGGUCAUGCAGAGCUCAUUCGGUUUGUGAUCUUAGGUAUGCCUAUUCAUAAUUUUUCCAUUUAUUGGUGGCCUGAAUCGGUGAUUAAAACGGUGGAGCGCUGGAUUAGGAAUUUCCUAUGGUCAGGGGAUAUUUACACAGUGAAGAAAAUCACUAUGAAAUGGGAAGAGGUAUGCCGGCCUAAGGAGGAAGGGGGUUUAGGUAUCAGGCAAUUGAGGGAUGUCAACUGUGCGGUGCUUAGCAAACUAGUGUGGCAAAUAAAGCAUGAAGGAUCUGCUUUUAGUUCCUUCUUGUGGGCUAGAUUUGUGAAUGAAGGUGGAGACCUCAAGAAGGGUUAUAGAGCAUCUUCGGUGUUUAAAGGAAUUGCGAAGAUGUGGAACUUUGUAUCUCUAUCUGAGCGUUGGAUGGAGGAUGAUUUUUCAGCGCAUGUUUCAUGGUGGACUCAAAAAUCCAAAGCCAUUGGACUGUCUCAAAUGUGGAUGGCAGGUUUGAUUAUUGUUCCAUACUUUAUUUGGAUGGAAAGGAAUUCAAGGAGAUUUAGGGGUCUGCAUCGAUCUUAUGGUCAAGUCUUUCAUACAAUAAUGGAGGAGAUUAGAAGACGUGGCCCAGGAAAAAGUGAUAGAAUUAAAUCUCGACUAGAUUCUGAGAGAUGCUUGAAGCUUAAUAUGGAGGUUCCAAGAAGGAAGAUUAAAGGGGUGCGAGAAAUUUUCUGGCUGCCUCCGAUGGAUGGUUGGUGGAAGCUAAAUUGUGAUGGCUCGUCCUUGGGUAAUCCAGGGAAUGCAGGAGCAGGUGGCAUUAUAAAGGGACAGUAA
This is a messenger RNA of Macadamia integrifolia, 1422 nucleotides long. RefSeq lists its product as uncharacterized. The transcript has 4 exons. Lineage: Eukaryota; Viridiplantae; Streptophyta; Magnoliopsida; Proteales; Proteaceae. The record is from RefSeq and is a predicted model, not a curated record. The coding region runs from base 1 to 1422 and encodes 473 amino acids.